Messenger RNA from Mixia osmundae IAM 14324, 861 nucleotides. RefSeq lists its product as uncharacterized. The record is from RefSeq and is a predicted model, not a curated record. The transcript is spliced from 10 exons. NCBI's taxonomy places the organism in Eukaryota, Fungi, Basidiomycota, Mixiomycetes, Mixiales, Mixiaceae. Bases 1 to 861 code for a protein of 286 amino acids.
AUGGCAACUUACACACUUUCCACCAUCCACACAAAUCUUGUGGUGCUCCCGCAGACGCUGCCAAUGCUUUCACUACCUGUGUUCCUGUUCUUGCUCGGCCUUACGCAUGCCGCGCCACCACCGCCAUCUUUCGCUGUGAGCAAAGCAGUGCCUCAGAAAUGGCCACAGACGUGGGAGAUCAAGCUGUCUAUCUCUGCUAGCGAUGCCGACGAGGCUGUCACACGCGACGAAGCACAAUCACUGGCUAUCGAAACUUUCACGGUGCGCGUCACGGCGCAGAUGUUCGUGAGAUCGCUCGCGUUCGAUCCUGUGAUCAUCACGAGGCUGCGCAACGUGCGACCCAUGAUCAGAAGAGACACUUCGGUCAUAACACCAGACGCCAACUACGUUUGGUUCAGGCUUUUCAUGGACAUCGAAGGAGCGCCUGUACUGACACCUUGGGGCCCGCCACUGUUGAACUGUUGCAAACUGAGACUGCACAACAAUUUUGGAUUGCUUCUUCAAGAACUAACAUGCCGUCGAUUGAAAUUUUCUGCAAACGAGAUGCUGGUACAGUGCGCGAUGCCGAUUGGCCAGCCUGUCCCUCCAGCUACGUCCCCAUCGAAGCCCAAAAUCUACCGACUAUGCGACUUCGCGAGCACCGUUUCACGUCCCGUCACUGGUACGUUCUGGAAUGUCAGGAUUCAGCUGCACGCAGUUCAUCACGACGAGCGGACCCUUCGCUUCGUUCUCGCCUUUGCAACCAGACGACCCGAUUUGACGAUGACUGUCCACCUCGGAGAGCCGUAUCGUCUGGCUGACGAUAGAGUUGCACGCUUCAGCUAUACUAUCAAGUUUGAAGGAUUCAAUCAGCCUAUCUGA